ACAGUCAAUCAAACAUAACACAAGGAUUGGAUUGUUUCCUUUGACUACUUUAGAUUCGGAUAUUCACCAUGGUCGCUAAGUUUCUUCUUAUAGCUGCUCUCUGUGGCCUGGUUUUUACAAAUCCUCAUCAUGGUCACCAUGAUCAUCACCACCAUCCCCAUCCUUAUCACUUUGGGUAUGACAUUAAAGACCAUCAUGGAUCACAGUACAGAAAGGAGCACGGUAACGGCCAUGGUCAUGUAGAGGGAAGCUAUGGAUUCACAGACCACAGAGGAGUUCAUCGCGAAGUUCACUACGUAGCUGAUCAUCAUGGAUUCCGAGCUCAUGUCAAAACUAACGAACCAGGAACGGCUAGCCACGAUCCCGCUCAUGUUCAUUUGCACUCUAGUGCUCAUCAUUAUCACCAUGACCAUCAUGGCCAUCAUCAUCAUGGUGACCAUCAUCACGGCCAUCAUCACCACGGUCAUCAUCACCAUGGACAUCAUCAUCAUGGAUACCAUCAUCAUGGACAUCAUCAUUAAACAAUUACGAAAAAAGAUUUCUAUAAUUACGUUUAAAUGAAAACUAGGAUUCAUAGUUUCAUUUUAAAUUUUGAGUGCUGUUGUUUAAUUGUGUGUUAGAAGUAACAAAAUGCGCUUUGGGAUACCGUGGGUUUUCUUGUUAUUGUGUGAGUUGCUAAAUUAUUUCGUUUUAUCAAAAAGAAAUGAAUUGCUACUAAUUCUUGUCUCUUUUAAAUGUUUAUGGGAUUUUUUAAUGUGCUGGGGAAUUUUUUGUUCUCCCAAAAAUUUGGUUGCGAUACAGUAAUUGUAUCAAGAUCAAAUAACAUUUAUUUAUGUAUGUACAUAAUUUUUGCGAUUUACUCUGGUGUUGCAAUUUCAGUUGUCUUCUCAGAUACAUUCUGUGAUUCUGAUGUUUAGAUGCGAGCACUUUUAUGCAGAUUAUGUAAGGAUCAAUGUAUAUUUUUAUGCAGCUGACAUCUUCUUUACUAAUUUAUAAAUAUGUUUUAACUGUGUAUUUUCCGUAGUUUAAUUCUGUAUUGAACUUCUCAUUUGAAAAGGGGACAUACUUUGCUUUAUCUAAUUUUCAAUUCUUUGAUUCAUUUAACCUCUUUGGGGUAGGGCAUGACUUGAAUGGUGAAUGCUUUGGUCAACUCCUUUUUGACAACUGUUUUUGAGAAAACUUAAUAACAUUUGUAUUGCUGGUUUCAGUCUGUGAAAAUUUUUAAAAAUAUAAACUGAUGCUUUUUCUGUAUUUAUUUCAAGUAAACUUUAUUUACUUUAUGAAGUCACUAAUAUAUAACCGCAUAAAAUCUCAAGCUAUAGUUGUAUUUAUUAUUGAUGUAAGAUUUUCAGUACAAUGUGAACAUAUAAAUACCAAGCAAACAUAAAAUGCUGUAAAUCCAAACUUACUUGAUUACUAGAGAAGGUAUUAACACAUAUUUACAACGAUGUCAAAGCCGUUUAAUUGAUGUUUAAACUGUAAAUAUAUGCUAUUUAAAUGUUCCAUUUGAUGGCUUUUUCUUUCUGGAUUGUCGUCACGCGUUCCACGAUAAAUGAGCAUUUUGUAAAAUUUUGUGACGUAUUGCUUUUAAUUGCUCUUUUAACUACUUUCUAGUGUCUAUCAGUUGUAAUAAGUAAGCUAUUGUCCUAUUCUGAAAAAUGCCUGGCAGUGGUGUGCACCAGAGGGGGGGGGAGGGUGCAGUUCUCUAGAUAGUUCGUAUAUGCGGUCUAUACCAUUUUUGUCAAUGACGAUGUCGGGGUGCCCCAUAUACUUGUUACUGUAACUGCGAUAAGUAAGCACUUAGAAAAAAAAAUUCUUUUCAUUUAUCCAAAAGCAUAAUAGCUUAUAAAAAAGAUAUGCCUUUUGACUUUGCAGGAAUAUAUUGAACAUGUGUACAUACAGUACCUGUAGCACGUUUUCUUUUAUAUUCAAGGAAUGUUACUGUAGCUUCUGAAAUAUGGUUGCUAGCUUUGUCUUACUGCAAGUUUUACUAUUUGAAAGUGGUUGAAAUAAGUAAACGGGAUUUUAUAUCCGAUAUAAAACAUUUUUCUGAUAGUAGGAUGAGAUGAUUUUACCAUUUUUUUAAUUUUUAUUUCCCACUGUAAGAGUGGUCUGAAACAAUCAUAAACACAUCACAAGAAAUUUUUUACCAUUUUACAGAAGACUUAUAAAUACAUUUCGUUUUCAAUAAAAGCCGCAAGGUAUUUUUUAUUUAUCCACUGCUAGAUAGUGCUCACGCAAGUGCUAACAACAUUUAAUUUGCGCUAACCCAUAUGCCAAGACAAAAGCCGCUAAAAUUUCUCUUUUUCAAUUUUUUUUAAGAUCCAGAUUCUUUUUAAUUAUUUUGUUUAUUGUUGCUAUAGCUGUAUUUAAAGACUUCAUAAAUUAUUUUUGAAUUUUAGGAUUUUCUAUUAUCACCAAACUCACCAGCACUUUAGAAAUACUACGUUAUUUUUCAGGAAUCGUUUGGAGAUCAAGAAAAAUUAAAAUGUGAAGAUUUAAACUUAGAUUAUAGAACAAUAAGCAAAUUAAUUUUUAAUUACAGUUUGAGAAAAUUAGCCUUUAACUCCAAUUAAUAAUCUUAUCAAAGUUAUUGCUCACAAAAUCCCAUUAAUCACCUAUAUUAUUACCACCAAUGGAAUAAUCUUUUGUAAUCGCACUAAUCAAUUUCUUCCAUACAAUUUCUUUUUUUAUUUCAUAUCGAGUCUUAUGAUUGUUAUUAGACCCACAUUUUUAAAAUGUAAAAAAUUGUAGACGUGUACUCUAUUUACAUAAAAUACAUAUUCUUUAAAUGAUUUUAUUUUAGAAUUUCAUUUUAAAUUGUUCUACAAAUCAUUGCCAUCUACAGCAUUGAAACAAAGAAUAAUUAAAUUAAACCAUUUUGAUGCUUCCUAAUGUUUUAAGAUACUGAAUUAGUAUUUUUGAUGUUAUCAGUUUAUAAAUUUUGUGAAUAAACAUUCCAGCAAAGUUAAAAAAAAAAAAAAAAA
Molecule: messenger RNA, 2987 nt
Organism: Stegodyphus dumicola
Lineage: Eukaryota; Metazoa; Arthropoda; Arachnida; Araneae; Eresidae
Product: cuticle protein 16.8-like
Cellular component (GO): chitin-based extracellular matrix
Molecular function (GO): structural constituent of chitin-based larval cuticle
Source: RefSeq, a predicted model, not a curated record